AUGGGGAUCAGGUCAUCCAAACCUCGAUACGAUUUCUUCCUGUUAGAGCACCUGGCAGAGCUGGAGGAGCUGAAUCUGGAGGAGGAGACGGAGGAAGAGAGAGUUCAAAUAGAAGCGGGGGCGUAUUCUACUUUCAAUCUGAUACUCAAGAAGCUCCACCCCUUAUUUCCCGCAGAAACCGGGAAAGUCGUCGUCGACACAGAGACAAAGAGGGACGAGGCCGAGGAUGAGGAAGUAUUAGAGCGGUUUUGCAAUUUCAUGAAAGCAGGUGCCUGCAAAGAACCAGUCAAGCAUCUGGAAGAUUGCAUGGAGAAAGUUGACAGUGUCACCACUCACAGAAUCACUAGGUGUAAGGAACACUUGCCGAUUCUGAAGAAGUGUAUGGAUGCUCACAUUGAUUACUAUGAGCCCAUUCUAGCCAUCUUCAAAGCUGCUGAGGAUUAUAUCAUCAAUGAGAUAUCUGCCAAGUUAGCAAAAGAUCGAGAGGAGGAGUUUGCUUCCAGACCCAAGGACAUUCUGACUGUUUGGAAAUAUAAAUUACUCAGAAAGUUGGGGAAACAUUCUGAGUGA
Messenger RNA from Thlaspi arvense, 570 nucleotides. Lineage: Eukaryota; Viridiplantae; Streptophyta; Magnoliopsida; Brassicales; Brassicaceae. The record is from the annotation of a GenBank genome assembly.